AUGCCCAGCUCCCUUGACCAGCUCAAGGCCACUGGCACCGUGGUUGUGUCUGAUUCUGGUGAUUUUGCUUCCAUUGGCAAGUACAAGCCUCAGGACGCCACUACCAACCCUUCUCUCAUCCUGGCUGCUUCCAAAAAGCAGGAGUAUGCCAAGCUGAUGGAUGUCGCCGUCGAGUACGGCAAGAAGAAGGGCGGCGAUGUUGACUCGCAGGUCGACCACGCCCUGGACCGUCUUUUGGUCGAGUUUGGAAAGGAAAUCCUGAAAAUCAUCCCCGGCAAGGUCUCCACCGAAGUCGACGCUCGGUUCUCCUUUGACACGGAGGAGUCUGUGGACAAGGCCCUGCACAUUAUCGAUCUUUACAAGGAGCAGGGCAUCUCCAAAGACCGGGUCCUCAUCAAGAUUGCUUCCACCUGGGAGGGCAUCAAGGCCGCCGAGAUUCUUCAACGUGACCAUGGUAUCAACUGCAACCUGACUCUUAUGUUCUCCUUGGUACAGGCUAUCGGUGCUGCCGAGGCCAACGCCUACCUCAUCUCCCCCUUUGUCGGCCGUAUCCUCGACUGGUUCAAGGCCCACAACAAGAAGGAAUACUCCAAGGAGGAAGACCCUGGUGUUGCGUCGGUCAAGAGCAUCUACGAAUACUACAAAAAGUUUGGCUACAAGACCAUUGUAAUGGGCGCCUCUUUCCGCAACACUGGAGAAAUUACCGAGCUGGCUGGCUGCGACUACCUCACCAUUUCCCCCAACCUGCUGGAGGAACUUGUGAACUCUUCCGAAGUCGUUCCAAAGAAGCUCGACGCCGCUGCGGCCGCCUCGGCCAAUCUUGAGCGCAAAUCUUACAUCAACGACGAGCCUCUUUUCCGAUUCGACUUCAACGAGGACCAGAUGGCCGUCGAGAAGUUGCGCGAGGGUAUUAGCAAGUUCGCCGCCGAUGCCGUCACUCUCAAGGACAUUCUCAAGAAGAAGAUUGAGUCCUAG
Ustilaginoidea virens is the source of this 975-nucleotide messenger RNA. RefSeq lists its product as uncharacterized. The coding region runs from base 1 to 975 and encodes 324 amino acids. Gene Ontology annotation, cellular component: cytoplasm; intracellular anatomical structure. Gene Ontology annotation, biological process: carbohydrate metabolic process; pentose-phosphate shunt; pentose-phosphate shunt, non-oxidative branch. NCBI's taxonomy places the organism in Eukaryota, Fungi, Ascomycota, Sordariomycetes, Hypocreales, Clavicipitaceae. The transcript has 6 exons. Gene Ontology annotation, molecular function: transaldolase activity. The record is from RefSeq and is a predicted model, not a curated record.